UCCAGCGGAGGGCACUCAGUGUAUCACAAACUCAAGCAUUAGCACCAACAAGCUCUGAGCAUCAUCAGUCUCUGGAAAGCCUUCUGAAUUAGACAAGGGCUGCCUCUCAGCACAGCUACAAAACACUUUAAACCUGACCAGCUAAAUGGAUAAACCUAGCCUGCGUAGCUUUUAAACUGGGGUCUCAUACAGCACAGGAGGCCUACUUGCUUCAAGAACUGAAAAUCCAGAGGAUGAAUUGCUUUAUCUGGGAAUGGCAAAAGCCAGCACAAUAAGGAAUGCCAGGUAUUCUGAAGAUUUUCUUUUUUUCCUCUCUUUUUACAGAGAAGUUGGUUACCUCCGAGAUGGGCUGUAGCUCUUUUGCACAGAUUGCCAAUUACUGCUGAUGGGUCUCUGGUGAAUUACACAAUGGUCCUCAGAGCCUAGAGGCCCUCCCCCAUCCCUAUCCCCCCAACGGCUUCCUUUUCCCUGCCCCCGCCAACCAUCCCACCCUGUGCUGAUUUUUAUAUAUAUAUAUAUAUAUAUGUAUAUAUAUAUAUAUAUGUAUUUUUUUUUUUUUUUGCCUGUCCUCUCGGGGAAGUUUGUAUGGGGCUACUAGCUCACAUGCGGGAUCAGAAUGGUGUGAAUGACAGCCGCACUGUGUCAUGAAGGUGGUGGUGGUUUCCGCACAAGAGACCAAAUAAGAAGAAAGCUGAGAGAGGGGGGAAACGUUUUUGGAUGACAAAGGAUGGGUUUCCAUUUAAUUACGCAGCUGAAAGGCAUGAGUGUGGUGCUGGUGCUACUUCCUACACUGCUGCUUGUUAUGCUCACGGGUGCUCAGAGAGCUUGCCCAAAGAACUGCAGAUGUGAUGGCAAAAUUGUGUACUGUGAGUCUCAUGCUUUCGCAGAUAUCCCUGAGAACAUUUCUGGAGGGUCACAAGGCUUAUCAUUAAGGUUCAACAGCAUUCAAAAGCUCAAAUCCAAUCAGUUUGCCGGCCUUAACCAGCUUAUAUGGCUUUAUCUUGACCAUAAUUACAUUAGCUCAGUGGAUGAAGAUGCAUUUCAAGGGAUCCGUAGACUGAAAGAAUUAAUUCUAAGCUCCAACAAAAUUACUUAUCUGCACAAUAAAACAUUUCACCCAGUUCCCAAUCUCCGCAAUCUGGACCUCUCCUACAAUAAGCUUCAGACAUUGCAAUCUGAACAAUUUAAAGGCCUUCGGAAACUCAUCAUUUUGCACUUGAGAUCUAACUCACUAAAGACUGUGCCCAUAAGAGUUUUUCAAGACUGUCGGAAUCUUGAUUUUUUGGAUUUGGGUUACAAUCGUCUUCGAAGCUUGUCCCGAAAUGCAUUUGCUGGCCUCUUGAAGUUAAAGGAGCUCCACUUGGAGCACAACCAGUUUUCCAAGAUCAACUUUGCUCAUUUUCCACGUCUCUUCAACCUCCGCUCAAUUUACUUACAGUGGAACAGGAUUCGCUCCAUUAGCCAAGGUUUGACAUGGACUUGGAGUUCCUUACACAACUUGGAUUUAUCAGGGAAUGACAUCCAAGGAAUUGAGCCGGGCACAUUUAAAUGCCUCCCCAAUUUACAAAAAUUGAAUUUGGAUUCCAACAAGCUCACCAAUAUCUCACAGGAAACUGUCAAUGCGUGGAUAUCAUUAAUAUCCAUCACCUUGUCUGGAAAUAUGUGGGAAUGCAGUCGGAGCAUUUGUCCUUUAUUUUAUUGGCUUAAGAAUUUCAAAGGAAAUAAGGAAAGCACCAUGAUAUGUGCGGGACCUAAGCACAUCCAGGGUGAAAAGGUUAGUGAUGCAGUGGAAACAUACAAUAUCUGUUCUGAAGUCCAGGUGGUCAACACAGAAAGAUCACACCUAGUGCCCCAAACUCCCCAGAAACCUCUGAUUAUCCCUAGACCUACCAUCUUCAAACCUGACGUCACCCAAUCCACCUUUGAAACACCAAGCCCCUCCCCAGGGUUUCAGAUUCCUGGCACAGAGCAAGAGUAUGAGCAUGUUUCAUUUCACAAAAUUAUUGCCGGGAGUGUGGCUCUCUUUCUCUCAGUGGCCAUGAUCCUCUUGGUGAUCUAUGUGUCUUGGAAACGCUACCCAGCCAGCAUGAAACAACUCCAGCAACACUCUCUUAUGAAGAGGCGGCGGAAAAAGGCCAGAGAGUCUGAAAGACAAAUGAAUUCCCCUUUACAGGAGUAUUAUGUGGACUACAAGCCUACAAACUCUGAGACCAUGGAUAUAUCGGUUAAUGGAUCUGGGCCCUGCACAUAUACCAUCUCUGGCUCCAGGGAAUGUGAGAUGCCACACCACAUGAAGCCCUUGCCAUAUUACAGCUAUGACCAGCCUGUGAUCGGGUACUGCCAGGCCCACCAGCCACUCCAUGUCACCAAGGGCUAUGAGACAGUGUCUCCAGAGCAGGACGAAAGCCCCGGCCUGGAGCUGGGCCGAGACCACAGCUUCAUCGCCACCAUCGCCAGGUCGGCAGCACCGGCCAUCUACCUUGAGAGAAUUGCAAACUAACGCUGAAGCCAACUCCUCACUAGGGAGCUCCAUGGGGGGAGGGAGGGCCUUCAUCUUAAAGGAGAAUGGGUGUCCACAAUCGCGCAAUCGAGCAAGCUCAUCGUUCCUGUUAAAACAUUUAUGGCAUAGAGAAAAGAAAAAGAAAAAAAAAAACUGCUUGAAGAGGGCAGCGAAUGCACCUGCAGCAUUACCGGGAGGACUGCAGAACUUUCUUUGCUUUAAAACAUAAAACAAACAAAAAUACUCCCGGAUGUAAAUAGUAAGAGUGUCAAGUUCUUAUAAAAAUAGAUUUCACCCUAGCUACAUAUAGGUUUGUUUGUAUAUUUGAUUUUUCUACACUGCAUGGUUCCUGGGCUGGAGAACCACAGGGGAGCAAAUAAACAGGGGUGGGUGGGAAGCUAGGGAAACAACCGUUUUCCUCUUUAGGUGUGUGUAACUCUCACAGAUUUUAUUUAAAUUGCUUUCAUUUAUUUUUUCUUUAAAAAUGCUCUUUAUUCUAGUUUUGUUUAAUUUUUUUCUUUCCUGGUCAAGUUUCUAAUACAAAACAUGAGCAUUAAAGCUUAUGUUGUACCAAAAGAAAAUGUGCUUUACCACGGACCACAGAGAAAGUUGACCACAAAGUUUGACAAAACUACUGGAAAACCCAAUAAGUCUGGGUGAAUGACCCUUCAUGACAAAUGCCAUAUAUGGUACAUGAUAGAAGGAAUUUUGUUUUGUCCCAUUGGCAGCCCUCACUGUGUAGGAUGUCUGAGAGAGCCAUGAAGAUCUCCGAAUGAGAAGACCAGCAGAAUCAUUCUCAUGUGGACUAAGGCUAUAAGAGAGACAUGACCAUGGGCUCAAUGAAUGAAACUGCCAAGCUGACAAAUUUCUAAACACAAGAUAAUGUGUAACAUUGCUUUUUAAAUUAAUUAUCAAUUAGCUUUUGUGUAGUUUUUAUCAAUAAAAGAAAAAAUAUUGAAAAAUAAAUAUAUUAUUUUGUGGUUGGUAUACCACAGCCCAUCUAAUGCUGAGUGCUUUAUCUGUAUAUUGUGGAAUGCUUCUAGUCUGUAUCAGGGUAGUUCAAUAAGAAUCAGUUGGUAUCUAUCAAGUGUGUUCUGUGUGUUCCAUGGUCAGAUAGGAAGGCCCUGUGAAGUGUAGAAAAGGAAUAUGAGAUGUGGUUUAUGCCUGGUAUGGUUUGUCUGUGUCCUUACCCAAAUCUCAUCUUUAAUUGUAGUUCCCAUAAUCCCCACAUGUUGUGGGAGGGACCCAGUGGGAGGUAACUGAAUCAUGGGGGUGGUUACCUCUGUGCUGUUCUGGUGACAGUGAGUAAGUUCUCACAAGGUCUGAUGGUUUUAUAAGGGGCUUCCCCCUUAGCUCAGUUCUCAUACUUCUCCUUGCUCCAGCCAUGUGAAGAAGGAUGUGUUUGCUUCCCUUUCUGCCAUGAUUGUAAGUUUCCUGAGGCCUCCCCAGCCAUGCUGAACUGUGAGUCAAUUAAAAUUCUUUUCUUUAUAAAUUA
Gorilla gorilla gorilla (western lowland gorilla) is the source of this 3995-nucleotide messenger RNA. RefSeq names its product leucine rich repeat transmembrane neuronal 4 (gene LRRTM4). Gene Ontology annotation, molecular function: protein binding. The transcript is spliced from 3 exons. Bases 728 to 2500 code for a protein of 590 amino acids. Lineage: Eukaryota; Metazoa; Chordata; Mammalia; Primates; Hominidae. The record is from RefSeq and is a predicted model, not a curated record.